Molecule: messenger RNA, 506 nt
Organism: Helianthus annuus (common sunflower)
Lineage: Eukaryota; Viridiplantae; Streptophyta; Magnoliopsida; Asterales; Asteraceae
Product: paired amphipathic helix protein Sin3-like 2
Exons: 2
Coding region: 15-506 (163 amino acids)
Biological process (GO): negative regulation of transcription by RNA polymerase II
Cellular component (GO): histone deacetylase complex; chromatin
Molecular function (GO): transcription corepressor activity
Source: RefSeq, a predicted model, not a curated record
AGUCGUUUUUGGACAUGUUGAACAUGUAUCGGAAAGAACAAAAGGGCAUCAAUGAAGUUUACCAUGAAGUUGCUGCACUUUUUGACGAUCAACCCGAUCUUCUAGACGAAUUCACAAAGUUUAUGCCAGAUGCAUCUGCCGCCGCAUCCGCGCAUAAUGCUUCGUUGGGACGACACCGUUACGAUGAACAACGGAGCUCUGCAAUGGGUCCACAUAAACAGGCGCAAAUGGAUAUCAAGCCACGAGGAGGCAGCCGACAAGAUCGGAUCAACGGUUCGCAUCCCAAGCUGGAUCUAAAUGCUGACGAGGAUGACAAAACAUCGAUGAAGUUUCACAAGGACCAGAGAAAGCGGUCUGAAAAAGAAAGCAGGGAUCGAAGAACCUAUGAUCAGGAUUACAAAGAGCCCGAUCAUGAUGCUAAUAGAGACACGCAUCAUAUCGAAAAACGAAAAUCUUCAAGCAAGAUUGAAGAUUUUGGAGUUCAUUCAGGUGUGGCCGCGAUGUGA